Molecule: messenger RNA, 1735 nt
Organism: Periophthalmus magnuspinnatus
Lineage: Eukaryota; Metazoa; Chordata; Actinopteri; Gobiiformes; Gobiidae
Product: kelch-like protein 20
Exons: 8
Coding region: 81-1097 (338 amino acids)
Molecular function (GO): protein binding
Source: RefSeq, a predicted model, not a curated record
GGUGGACGACCAGUGGGACAACUUCACCAAAGUCAAAGAAGUUCUGGUUUGAGUCAGGGCCUGAAAAAGACAGAACAAACAUGGGAGUGUACGAUGAACAAGGGGCUGCCAUUCAGGAGCCAGAGCCGCGUCACAUGGUCAUUAAACAAAACUUAAUCUCACCAAAGCGGCGCCGAUCCAUGCCCUCGCCCCGAUCUCCACGUGAACGCCUCAGCAGAGUCCCGCCUAAAGAUGUUUUCAAUAACAUGAUGUUUAUGGUGGGCGGCUGGAGCACACAGGACCCCUCGUGUCAGGUCGAACAGUUCUGCUCUGAGUAUAAUGAAUGGAGAGGUGCUGCUCGGAUGCCGACGCGGCGUGGAGGCGUGGCUGUGGGGACCCUCGGGGGCCACAUCUACACCGUGGGGGGGGAGGACCACGCACGUCGUUACAGUAAUGUAGAGAGGUACAGCCCCGACACAGACAGCUGGAGCACAGAUGUCGCCCCCUUGAGCAGCCCCCGCAGUGGAGUGUGCCUGGUGGAGAUGGACGGGUACCUGUACGCCAUCGGAGGACACGACGGCAUCACGGCUAUAAAUACAGUGGAGAGGUAUGACCCAAAAAUGAACUCGUGGAGCAAACAAAUAGCAAUGUCCACGAGGCGGAGCAGAGCCGUGGCCGCUGUGCUGAACGGAAAACUCUACGUGAUGGGAGGAAAUGAUGGAGAUAUGGCUCUUAACUCAGUGGAGUGCUACAACCCGCAGGACGGUACCUGGUCCAUCUGCGCCCACAUGCUGAGUCCCAGGGAGGGGGCGGGCUGCGCUGUGUACCUGGGGCGCAUCUACGUGGCGGGGGGUAAAGACGAGCUCCACCUGAACCUCUGCUCCGUCGAAAGGUUUGACCCGGAGACGUCAAGGUGGACUCCUGUGAAACGCAUGAGGAGUAAAAGAAACAACGUGUCUCUCGUCGUGUUCAAUGGAGCGUUACUCGCCGUCGGAGGCUCAGACGACCUCACUGACCUGAAGACGAUGGAAAUAUACUGUCACGAGUCCAACACGUGGAGACACUAUGGAAGCAUGAAGAGAAAGCAUCCAGGAGGCAGAGUGGCUGUGCUGUGCUGAGAGCCACAGUCAGAAGGACACGAGUGUUAGAGAGAUGGCUUAAUGGACGCACGCCUCGCUCGGUGCAUUGUGCGACGGUUCAGACCAGGCAACAAAAUGGCUGAAUAAUGCAAGAGUUCACAGGAAAAUGAGACACAUCAUGGUAUUAGUCAAAGCUGGAGCGGCUCUCACAAAACGACAGCAUUCAAUUAAAACACAACGAGCUUUACAAGUGUUACAUGACGCUGCUGCUGCUUUUGUCUGGUGUUUUGUACAAGGCUGUGUUACUUUGACUCUUAUUUUUAAUGGCUGUUGUUAAUAUUAACCGUGUUUAGACUAGUCACUGUUAUUUAAAAAAUGUAGAUGAAACGAGAUGAAGUUUGAAAUGUGUGAAGUGCCAUAAAACUACAGACUGUAAAUAUGAAUAUUUUGCUGAAUAAUGUGUAAAUGCAUGACAGAAAGAAAUGAAAAUAAAGCUGUAGGUGUUUGUAAAGGGACAAGAUGCAAAGAUGCUUCUGUAAGUCUGUGUAUUUAGAGAAUGCAUGAGUGUUUUUUAGAAAUAAAAGAGACAAUGGUUUAAAACAGAAAGGUUUAUCAGUAUGUGCAAAGAGAUAAAGAUGAAAUAAAGUGAAACGUUGUGUUGUUCCGCUCUUCCUCAC